AUGACGUCCGACACGCACAAGGUUGCCGUGCUCACAUCUCCUCAAGAACCCACCGCCAAACCGACCUUCUCGAUCCAAAAUCUUCCUCGUCCUGUCCCCGGCCCAAAUGAACUCCUCGUCCGCCUCUCUCUCACCAGCCUGUGCGGUUCCGAUCUGGGCAUGGCCCUCGGUCACAUGGGUCCCGUCGGUAACAUCCUCGGUCACGAAGGCGUCGGAACAAUCGCCGCCCUCGGCUCAAACGUCUCUUUUCUUGAUCCGACCGUUGAAGUUGGCCAGCGUGUGGGUGUAGCAUGGCUACGUGAUAUCUGCGGCGUUUGCAACAUGUGCACUGAUCUUCGACAUGAGGGUGAGACGCGCUGUGCUGAGGCUUUGCAUUCAGGGAAGGCUUACGAUGGGACUUUUGCCGAGUAUACCCUCGUGCCAUUGAGAUAUCUGACGCGGAUUCCUGCUACAUUCGACAAUGUGCCAGACGAGGAGAUUGCCCCCAUUUUGUGCGGAGGCGUCACAGCUUACAAGGCUAUCAAGGACUGCAAUCUCACUCCAGGCCAGUGGAUAGUCAUCGCUGGUGCAGCAGGCGGCGUGGGAGCCUUGGCAGUUGCGUUUGCGCAUGCGAUGGGAUAUCGUGUCAUUGCUGUGGAUGCCGGGGCGUCGAAAGAGGCAUACUGCAAAUCUCAAGGAGCUGAGCAUUAUGUCGAUGUUACCUCGAGCGAAGACGCUGGAAAGCAGGUCAAAAACUUGACAAAUGGCCAAGGAGCCAGGGCUGUCGUCGUUACGGCUACGGCAGCCCCUGCGUACCAGAAGGCGUUUGACAUGCUCGGUCCUUUCGGAACGUUGAUGUGCGUAUCGAUCCUUGGGGAGGAGGCAAAAGUUAUGUUCCAUCCGUUGUGGUUUAUUGAUAAUGGGUGGACCGUCAAGGGCUCGAGCGUGGGUACGAGGGCAGAUAUCCUAGAGGCGUUAGAGUUUGUCAGGAGGAGGGUUGUCAUUCCCAGGAUCAAGUGGGCGGACCUUGAGGAUGUUGAGGGUUUGAUGCAGAAGAUGUCCAAGGGACAGUUGGAAGGGAAGUACGUCAUGAAGCUAUGA
Molecule: messenger RNA, 1080 nt
Organism: Fusarium falciforme
Lineage: Eukaryota; Fungi; Ascomycota; Sordariomycetes; Hypocreales; Nectriaceae
Product: Alcohol dehydrogenase GroES-like domain protein
Exons: 3
Coding region: 1-1080 (359 amino acids)
Molecular function (GO): zinc ion binding; oxidoreductase activity
Source: RefSeq, a predicted model, not a curated record